Chironomus riparius is the source of this 4336-nucleotide messenger RNA. NCBI's taxonomy places the organism in Eukaryota, Metazoa, Arthropoda, Insecta, Diptera, Chironomidae. The record is from the annotation of a GenBank genome assembly.
AAACAAAGUAGCAUGACCCGCUUAUAGACGUGGAAUCUUGUCACACAAAACAGCAGAAAGUUCAGUCGUGAAUUAUUGAAUUAAAUCCUUAGAAUCAAUUGUUCUGCUUGCAUUUAACUGUCUUGUGAAGUUAAUUCCAUUAAUAAGUAAUCAAUAGACAUGGCUGGCCCAGCAGCAUCAAACACUAAUGUAGGAUCUAAGUCCGCAGCUCCAAGAGGAGCUGGAAAUGCCCCUAGUUCAGGAAGCAACUUAAAACAGAGAAAAACAACAUCCACAUCAUCAACAACGGCACCACGAAGCAAUAGAACUGCUGGAUCUGCUGGUGGUAUGUGGCGUUUCUACACUGACGACAGCCCCGGAAUUAAAGUUGGACCAGUUCCAGUUCUUGUGAUGUCACUGCUGUUCAUUGCUUCCGUCUUCAUGCUUCAUAUUUGGGGAAAGUUCACUAAAGCUUAAGUUCAUUAAAUAAUUUGAUUUUUGUAUGUGCUUCUUGUUAAGACUCCUAUUAAAUCCAGAGGGUUAAUAAUAAUAUCUGUUUUUAUUGUGAAAUUCUUGUUAAUAUUUUGAUUUAACAUUAUAUAAUUUUCUAUUUUAACACCAACCUAUUCGGUUUCAAUUUAAACUUAAAAUGAUUCUUAAUUGUAUAAUUCGUGACUUUUUGAAUAAGAUGAUAGGAAUUUCGGAUAAAAAAAAGGGGAAAAAAAUCCUACAUGAAAAUUAUAUUAAUUUUAUAUAUAAAAGAUAAAGUAAAAAAAAAAGAGAAAACCUGACCUUUAGGAGGAUAGAGGUUUUGGAAGUCUGUGCUUCAAACGAAAGUCUAAAGAGUCAUAUUCAUAUUGUCCCAGAUUGGAGAUUAAAUCGUUACUGUGUGAUGCGCAAUUUGAGUAGAAUUUACUGGUCAGUUUGAGUGUGAAUUCUUUAAUAGUGGGGAUUUUGGCCUGAGAGUGAAUUACUUCAUUUGAGAUGAAGUCAUCCCAUUUGAUUUCAUAUAUUUGUCUUAGUAGCUUAUUUUGGAAAAUUUGGAGUUUAUUGAGAUGAGUUUUUGCACAAUUAAUAAAAAUCGGACAAGCAUAGGUUAUUAUUGGACGUAGAAUGGACUUGUAUAUCCUGAGUUUUGAAUCAGAAGACACUCCCGAGUUUCUUUUUAAUAGUGGAUAUAUUGUUGAGUAAGCUAAACCUUUAGCUUUACUUAAGACAACAUCUAUGUGAUGUUUAAAAAUUAGUUUCUGGUCUAGAUGAACUCCUAGAUAACGAACAUGAGAUUUCCAAUUAAAUGAUAAGUUGUUAACUGCUAUUUGAUUAGUCUGACAUUUCUGGAUCAUUUUUGAUGAUCUUGAGAAUAUAAUGAAUUCAGUUUUGUUAUCGUUUAAAGCAAUUUUCCAGUCUUGAAAGAAGGAUUGGAAGGAUUUUACAGCAGAUAUCAAGCUUUGUUUAAUAAGAGAAAAUUCACAAGAGUCUGCCUCUAUAAAGUAGGCAGUAUCGUCAGCAAACAAUGCCAGUUCGCCUACAUCUGGUUGAGGGAUAUCGUUGAUAAAUAAAUUGAACAGAUGAGGUGCUAUUACUGAUCCUUGUGGAACUCCAGCAAGAAUCUUAAAAAUGAAGGAACGGGAUUUAUUCAAAGACACAAACGCUGUUCUGUCUUGGAGGAAUGAAGCAAUAAGUUUGAUGAGAUAUAACGGGUAGUUAAAUUUGCUUAACUUGAAAAGGAGAGCUUGGUGCCAAACAGCAUCGUAAGCUUUUCGCAGGUCUAAAAGUACUAGACCUAAACUUUUAUUGCGAUUAAAACCGACUGCAGCCUUUUCAGAUAUUCUGAGUACUUGCUGUGUCGUUGAGUGUCUUGAUUUGAAACCGAAUUGCUGUUUGAUAAAGAUGUUGUUGUCCUCUUCAAACGAGCACAAGCGUGAAAGAAUUAGUCUCUCAAAGACUUUACCAAUUGUUGGUAAGAGAGAGAUAGGUCUAUACUCGGAUGGUUUUGAUGAAGCUGGAUUUGACUUAGGUAUAGCAACUAUCUUAGCAACUUUCCAAGAGGUUGGAAAGUAAGAUAGAGCUAGACACGCAUUGAAAAGUUUUGUGAGUAAUUCUACAAAUGGGACAGAAGAGCUCAGACAUUUAAGUACGCAAUUAGGAAUUCCAUCAAGACCAGCAGCUUUGCGAGGAUUAAGGUUCUUAAGGACGAAAAGAAUUUCAUUUUCUGAGAAUUUAUCCAUUUCAGAACAUGUUUGUGAAUUUAACUGAUCUACUUUCUCACUUACUUCUGCCUCAAAGCGCGAAUUUGCAUUCGACGAAACUAUAUGAACUGAAUUAAACGACUCAGCAAGCAUAUCAGCUUUGUCUUUGUCGGAAUAAGCAAUAGAAUUGCCGAAAGCUAAAGGAGACCCCGAAGCACUUACUUGUGGUUGUGACUGAAGUUGUUGCGAAUAGGUUGGUGUAUUAACAUCUUUUGGUGGCAGAGGUUGCGAGAGUGAUGCUGAUGAUGAAUUAACUAAUGUCGGAAAGUCAUCUGCUUUCAAACGUUGUUGGAUCAUUUUGACUUGCUGCUUUUUUGCUGGUUGAUGAUUGGUAAUCCUUUUUUCAAAGGCUUUAAAGGCUUCACAGCCUCUGUGAUUUGCUGAGUGAUCGCCACGACAAUUGCAGCAUUUUGCGUUGCCUUCUCUCGUUUUCCGCGAGCAUUCGCCAAUUGGAUGAUCCUCUGUGCACUUAACACAGCGGUAUUGAAAGCCACAAUUUGUGGCUGAAUGGCCCCAUCUUUGACAUCGAUGACACUGUAACCUUACUUUAGUUUUACUCUUCAUCUGCUCCCAUUUGACUGUUAUAUCGUCAAUAAUUCGAUGAUUGUGGUUGAGGAGAUUACAAUUAAUCGUGGAUUGAAUAAAACUAACCACAUAUAGUGUGUGGAAAUCGUUUUUGAACAGAACUGUGACUUUGUUUGCUGGAACAUUGUUGUUCUUCAGGAUCGAGAGAAUCUCAACAGGGUCUUCAUCAUAAAAUCCCUUGAGCACUAAGCUAACUGGUUUCUCUGAUGGUUCAGUGUACGUGAAAUGAUUGAUUAGCUUGCCUCUUAGUGCUUCAAGUACAAUUUUCUUGUCGCUCAGCAGGCUGCACGAUAUUUGAGUUGAGUUAUUAUUUAUAACCUUAAAUAUUGGUUUACGUGAAAGUUUCAACUUGCAACAGGUAUCUCUAACUAUUACCAAGCUGGAUCUAGUGACGAUUGGUUUGACUGCCUCAAUUUCUUCUGCCUCAGUUGUUGUUGACUGUACUUUUUGAGUACUUCCUGGGAUGAUUUGUGGGUUAUGUUGAACUUUGACUUUUUUGGGAUCUUGUCUCGUUGGACUCACUGGCGGGGUAUUAUCGCCAUGCAGGCGCUUCUUCUUCUUUUUAUUUUUUAACUCCAUAACAAGGAGAGCUUCUUAAUAUAUUAACUAGCACUUUUAAGUUUAACUGUUAUGAAAAAUGCGGAGCGAAAAUUUUUUGCGUGUGGACACUUCAAAAGUUGAAGCAAGAAUCCAGAGGGUUAAGCCGACUAAGAUUGUGUCUCGACUAGAUUUGACUUUAGUCGGCUUAUUCAGCUGUAAAAACCUAAUCCUUAAUUAAAAUGAAAUUAUAUCCAAUUUUAAUUUUCCUACAAAAAGAUUUUUCUCAUAUUUUUUAUUCAUAAAAGAUCAAGAUUGAUUGAGAAGAGAAUACUAUGAUAAUAUUAAAUUAAUUUAAAUAUGAGUAUAUCCAUUCCAUGGAUGAUAAUAAUGGACAAAAGUAAAAACAAAAAUAAAGCGGAUGAAAGUGUUUAUUACAUCGAUAUGGCAUGAGAUUCUUUUCCUUAAUUAACUUAAUAUUUUAGUAUCUUAACAAUUUUGUUGAAUUUGCAUGAUUUGUGGUGCUUCCGAUUGUCCCUGUUGCUGUUGCUGCUGUUGAUCCUGACCAUUUGAUUGUGUAUUAUUUUGAUUAUGACCCAUUUGUUGAGAUAGUUCUAAAAAGAAUCCAGUAAGAAUCGACAUACAUCCACAAAAUUUUGUUCCACAUCACUUACCAGCUUUUAAUCUUCUCGCAAUGUGCGAUCUCAUGUGCUUACGUAGAUGAUCUUUUCGAUAAAAUCCCUUACCGCAUUCACUACACGAGUGCUUCUUAUUGCCUGAAUGUAUAACAGCAUGAAGGCUCAGUUGUUCUUUUCUCUUGAAUGCUUUGAGGCAAUGACACAAAUAAGGACGUUCCGGAUUAUGUGAUUGUUUGUGUCUUGUCAAGUGAUCUUUACGUUUUAAUGCUGCGUUGCAAAUCUCGCAUCUGUGGAUGGGAUUUUCAAUUAAUUUGAAAGUUUAUAAAGAUUUAAUUUUGUAGCGGUUUU